Passer domesticus (house sparrow) is the source of this 1930-nucleotide messenger RNA. RefSeq names its product granulin precursor (gene GRN). NCBI's taxonomy places the organism in Eukaryota, Metazoa, Chordata, Aves, Passeriformes, Passeridae. The transcript is spliced from 13 exons. Gene Ontology annotation, cellular component: extracellular region. The coding region runs from base 166 to 1638 and encodes 490 amino acids. The record is from RefSeq and is a predicted model, not a curated record.
ACUGGGAGCGCGGGGGGACGCGGGCACCGCCGGGAGGUGCUGGGAGCACUGGGAGCUGCCAGGAGGAACCGGCAGUCACGGGGGCCACUGGGAGACGCCGGAGGAACCGGGAGUCACGGGGGCCACUGGGAGUCAUACGGACGACUGGGAGGUGCCCCCGGAGCCAUGAGGACCCUCCUGCUGCUGUGGGUGGCCCUGGCCAGCGCAGGGGCCCAGCUGCCCUGUCCCCAAGGGGGACCCUGCCCCGUCACCCCGGCCCUGCCUGCCCGCGGUGCAGUGGGGUGCCAGGACAGCUCAUCCUGCCCUGCCAGCUGCCAGCUGCCAGAGAGUGUCCCCUGCGCCGGGGGCCACCGCUGCUGUCCCCGCGGGUCCCACUGCAGCUCUGAUGGGGAGUCCUGUGUCACAGACCUGGCCCCCCGUGCUGUGCCCUGUCCUGACGGCCAGUCCGAGUGUCCUGACGAUGCCACGUGCUGUGUGACGAGCAGCGGCGCCUGGGGGUGCUGCCCCAUGCCCCAGGCCUCGUGCUGCGCUGACAAGGUGCACUGCUGUCCCCACGCCACCGUCUGUGACCUGACCCGCGGGCGCUGUGUGUCCCCCGCCGGUGACACCGACGUCCCCCUGGGCACAGCCUUCCCCGCCUGGAAGCGCCACCCCCCCGCCCCAGUGGCGCUGCGCCAGGUGCUGUGUCCCGAUGGCCGCUCGGCGUGUCCCGACGGGGCCACCUGCUGCCAGCUGUCCCCAACGCAGUACGGCUGCUGUCCCCUGCAGAACGCCGUGUGCUGCAGUGACGGGCAGCACUGCUGUCCCCAGGGCACCACCUGUGACCUGAUCCACUCCACCUGCACCUCCCUGGGGGGCUCUGCCCCCCUGGCAGCACUGCCCACAGCUGGUGACGUCAAGUGUGAUGAGGAGACGAGCUGUCCCGAUGGGAACACGUGCUGCAGGCUCAGCUCUGGGGCCUGGGGGUGCUGCCCCCUCGAGCAGGCUGUCUGCUGCCCCGACCACGUGCACUGCUGCCCCCAGGGCUACACCUGCGACCCCGAGGGGGGCAGCUGCCUGCAGGGGGGGGGCACCCGCCAGCCCUGGGUUAGCAAGACCCCAGCGCUGCCCCGGGGGGGACAGGUGACAUCGGGGAACGUCCAAUGUGAUGAGAAGACGAGCUGUCCUGACGGGAGCACGUGCUGCCGGCUGAGCCUGGGCACCUGGGGGUGCUGCCCCUUCGAGCAGGCCGUCUGCUGCCCCGACCUCGUGCACUGCUGCCCCCAGGGCUACACCUGCGACCCCGAGGGGGGCAGCUGCCUGCAGGGGGGGGCCACCCGCCAGCCCUGGGUUAGCAAGACCCCAGCGCUGCCCCGGGGGGGACAGGUGACAUCGGGGAACGUCAAAUGUGAUGAGAAGACGAGCUGUCCUGAUGGGAGCACGUGCUGCCGGCUGAGCCUGGGCACCUGGGGGUGCUGCCCCCUCGAGCAGGCCGUUUGCUGCGGGGACCACAAGCACUGCUGUCCCCGGGGCUACACCUGCAACGUGGCCACCGAGAGCUGUGAGAAGCUGCUGGCGCCCACCCCGCUGCUGCCAACCCCCUCAGCCCCCCGCCAGACCCCCUCUGCUCCCCACCAGGCCCCCUCUGCCCCACUGUGAGCUGCUGGCACCCACCUGGGUGGCCUCGUGCCCUGUGGUGCCACUGGCUCCUGCCACGGGGGCCAGCAGUGCUGCCAGGCCCGGGGAGGCUCCUGGGGGUGCUGCCCCUUCGCCCAGGGCUCCUGCUGCUCCGACGGCCGCCACUGCUGCCCCGCGGGGUCCCGCUGCACCAGGGGGGGCUGGGGGUGCAGCCCCCAGCGCUGGGACCUGCUCUGAUGGCACUGGGGACACCACCACCGCCACCCCCCGGGAAUGCCACCACCCCAAUAAACGGUUUCUAGGAGAAAUGCUA